This is a messenger RNA of Spirodela intermedia, 1959 nucleotides long. NCBI's taxonomy places the organism in Eukaryota, Viridiplantae, Streptophyta, Magnoliopsida, Alismatales, Araceae. The record is from the annotation of a GenBank genome assembly.
AUGAGCUUGUCUAUGACGGUGAUGACGUUGAACUUGCACGACGGGGAACAAGGGGGCGACAGCCCCAACUGCUGGGAGAAGAGGAGGGACAUCUGCGUCAGUGUGAUCACUAGCUACUCCCCCACCAUCCUGUGCACCCAGCAAGGUGAUGAGUGCCUCUACUUUGGGGAAAUUGGUGGGAGAGGGAGGAGGCCACCGAUCCGGCGAAGGCGCGUGCUUGUUUUUUUCUUCGUUUUGUUUUAGUUUCAUCUGAUGGUUGUUCCUCUUUGUUUUUGUUCUUCGGAUUGUACGAUGCAGGUGUCAAGUCGCAACUGGAGUUCCUUCAGCAGUGCUUACCUAGUAAGCUUCUCGUAGCACUCCUGAUUCUCCCUCUUCUCUCGGCUGUCUCCCCGCUAAAGCCGGAAAGUUCUUGGAUCCUUUUGAUGCAAGGAUUUUUUCCCCAGACGAAACAGGUUUUUCUGAGCGAGACGCGCCGUGCGUGCUUGAUUUUUCUCGUCCGCCGCGUCUCCUGCUCCCUCUUCGUCUUUCUCCUAGUCGAAUGCGGUCAAUCUGACAUUUCACUCGUGAGAGAGGAGCGCUUGGUUCAUCUUUCUGUGACCUAUUUUUGGAUCGCAUGCUCGCAAUUCAUUCAUUGCCGCUCCUGCAACUCGUAUCCCUUUCAAUCUUCUGAUCUUGUCUAUCUGAGUUAGCGACAUUUCCUCUGUGGAAGGUUAUGACCACUUUGGUGUCUCACGAAAAGGAUCUCAAGAUGCAUCUGAUGAACACUGUGCCAUUUUCUACGACAGAGACAAGGUAUCGUUUCCUUGGUUUGGCUCCUGGUAUUCAUAGUUCAGAACUUCAAAGGUUAGUGAUUCACGGGUGAAUAAACUGAAAGAUUUCCCUGCAAUGAAGGUCGAGCUUCUUGAAGGUGGAACGUUUUGGCUGUCAGAGUCGCCUUCUGUUCCUGGAAGCAUGUCCUGGGGAUCCACAGCUCCAUGCAUAGCCACAUGGGCGAUAUCCUUCACUGUGCACCAUCCCCAGUUCCUUCCGUCUCUCUGGAACUGCUUUCUUUUCUUUGUGUUGCUUCUUUGACACCGGUUCCCACACGUUUCAACUCAAGAGAACGGAGCCACCCGGGUUCAACUUCCAGGUUGUCAACACGAGCAUGGAUGAAUUCAGCCCUCGCGCCCGCAGGCGAAGCGCUCUGCUCACCUGGCAGCACAUUGCGUCUCUGCCUCCCAAUCUCCCUGUUGUGUACUGUGGAGGGUUCAACACCCAGAAGGAGUCAACCACCGGGCGCUUUUUACUGGGCAGAUCAAGGUCCUCUCCUACCAUCCCAAAUUUCUAGUUCAUUCUGAUCUCCAUACCCGGAAACCUCGUUGGAAGUGCCCACGCGGCCGUUUGAAGAAAAGCUUCAGCCUGUUUUGACUGCAACUCCGCCAUCGUUUAGGGUUUGCCAAUUUGAUCGAUCAUUCGAUUUGACUGCCAUGCAGCUGUGCAACAUUCCGAUAGUUGCCCAUGUUUACUGCUGAAUUGGCGGCUGUUUCCUCCCCUUCAUCUUGCCACAGGGAGCAUGGGGUGGUGGGCGACAUGAGGGACGCCUGGCCGAAUGCUCGGGUGAGGAAGAACGUCUCGCUCAUCCGCACGUUCCAUGGAUUUAAAGGUACCCCCCCCCUCCCUGAACAUCCGACGGAGGAUUGUAUCUGCUGAUCGAUGGGCGACGGCGGUGCAGGAGACCGGCAGGGAGCCAUGGAAUCGUUGAAGUUGAUCUUCAGAGCUCUCUGCCUCUGCUGGGACCGGCAGACGCAGGACCUCCACGUUGACUGGAUCCUCUUCCGGGGCCGGUUCUUGGUCCCCGUCUCCUGCGAGGUGGUCAACGACAACAUCGAUGGCUUCUAUCCGUCCUCCCACUACCCCGUCUUCGCCGAGUUCAUGCUCCCUCGAACCGUCCGGCUGCUCGAAGAAACCUCCGCCGCCUGA